Molecule: messenger RNA, 3570 nt
Organism: Dichotomopilus funicola
Lineage: Eukaryota; Fungi; Ascomycota; Sordariomycetes; Sordariales; Chaetomiaceae
Exons: 2
Coding region: 1-3570 (1189 amino acids)
Biological process (GO): protein localization to plasma membrane
Cellular component (GO): plasma membrane
Source: RefSeq, a predicted model, not a curated record
AUGAACGCCAUCCAACAAAAGUGCCGCCCAAAGCACCAGGUGCUCGUCUUGAAGUGCUACCCACGAACUACCAAGGGUGCCGUGGACGUCAAACCCAACUCGAGCGAGCUCAGCUACCUGCUCUUUUACGCUCAGUCGCGGCGGUCCAAGAUCCAAAAAGUUGGAAGCUUCCUUGAAAAGAAGACGGCUAGCGAUGUCUAUCGCCAAAGGAUAGGCAAUGUGCAAGUCACGCUGCAGAUCGUGACGGCGCUCAUCGAAAAGACCCCCAACGACCUCCCCCUUUUUGCGACAUGUGUUCUCCACAUUCUCGACCAGAUCCUCAAAUCGCACGACAUUACCAUGGUCGAGUCCUCCGUCCCCACGUUCGAGGCCUUCUGCACCCACCAUGAUUCGACGUCACUCAUGGCUGACCAGGCCUACUUGCGCCAAUAUCUCGACGUCGUCCAGCAAUACGCCUCUCUCGCCUCAACGCGGGCCUUCCCCGGAAGGUUGGAACCCAGUAAGCCGAUUGCGCUUCGGUGGAGGAACACAGGGUUGAAGGCUAUCAAAAGCGUUGCCUCGUCGGAUGUCCUAGCCUCGGUCACGGCCCAGCACUACGACCUUGCCGUCCCUAUGGUCCUUGAGAACUUGUGGACCGACAACGAAGAUUUUCUAGAGGUUUUGUACCAGCGAGUUGAGAUGGAGGAGAAAAUUGGCUCAUCGCUACUGAGGAGGCGGACCAGUGUUGCGACUGUACAGACGGCCGAGAGCGAAUCCAACAACCCGAUCGCGCUGGCCGACACUGCCGUUGACAUGGAUAAGCUAGCCGAGGAAGACACGGGUGUGCUAGCGAUGGAGUGUCUGCGGCAGAUUUUCGUGGCGACUAGCCGGUCCCAGGCUCAGGGGGCCACUAUUGCACUCCUCAAGUUUAUCCAGGACCGUGUCAGCCAACAGGAGGAGGUGGUCAGGACGGAUUCGGAUGGGAGGGACAGCGGCUGGGCUGUCAAGAUGUUCCUGCUGGUUGCACGUUGGGCGCCAGUCGCCGACCGCUUCACGAUUCUCGUCACAACCAUGGAUUUCCUCGCCCAGCUGCCCCUGUCCGACGACACGCUACGUCAACACAUCGUGCUCGCAGCCUUGAUCGGCGCGCUGCUACGUUCGGACGUCAACCUGAUCGGUCUCAGCGUGAUGGAUAUCCUUCUUCAACUCACUGCCCACAUCCGCAAGCUUGUGCAGAUGCCAGGCGACCCGAAUAGCAUGCGGACUGAGCCGCAUGUCCCUGGUGAACCCGACCCGCGCUAUCGUGCUGGCCUGGACUCUGCCGAGAAGGUGGAGCUGGCUGUAGCGGAGCGUAAUGAUCUCCUCUACCGACUCCAGGAGUGCAUUGGGGAUCUAGCCACGCAUGUCUACUACGCUGACCAGAUCUCUGACAUGAUUUCCACUAUCCUCCAAAAACUCCGGCCGUCGCGCUCCAACAGUAGCACCUCAGGUUCUCCCCCUGCAGACAAAUCCGACACGCCCAAGUCAUCUGAGCAAGCCCUGGGUGAAGAGCACCCUCCCCAACACCAACACCAUCACGCCGAUUCAUUGUUCGCGCUUACCGUCGCUAAGAUCGCCGCGCUGCGAGCUAUCAAAUCGGUUCUCCUCGUCGCGAACCCGCGGUCUAAGAUGAGCACCAACCUUGGUCUAUCAAGGAGCCGGGUUCCCGUGCAGGUAUGGGAAGGGACACAAUGGCUCCUGCAAGACCCGGACGGACUUGUCCGGAAGGCGUAUGGGGACGCUGUGAUCACGUGGUUGGACCGUGAGACGACCGCGGCCGACUGGAAAGCCCAGGACGAGACAGCCCGGUCGGUGGUUAAGAACCGGGAUAUGCAUAAUUCGUCGCUCGCUAAGCGAGCAGUGUCGAGUGCUUCGGGGCGCGAGAAACCCGCCAAGACGCCUCGAUCGCAUUUCUUGCAACUUCUCCAUCUCGCCAUCUACGAAAACGCGAUCCAAUACAUCGAUUACGAGACGGAUAUUCUACUCCUCCAUGUCCUUCUGGCGAAGCUGGUUGAUCGUCUAGGGGUCAACGCCGUCCGAUUCGGCCUCCCCAUGAUCUUUAGGCUCCAGGAAGACAUCCAGGAUGCCGAGACCCCGCUUCACAAGGUCCGGUUGGGGAGCGUGGUCCACGGGUACUUCUGGGCGCUGACGGAGAAGUUUGAUUUUGAAGGGUCGAUCGUGGGGCGGGCGAUUCACAACGAAAUUGUCCGGCGCCGUACCAAGAGCUUUUGGGUCGAGGGCGUUAACAUGCCCGCGCCCCUUAUCGACUUGGUCGGAACACCGGGGACUGUCGCCCGCCAGCCGAGGCUCCCUAGCGACGAAAUUGAAUCGGAGGCAUUGCUUCCCUUCGAUGAGCGGCUGGGGCUUGUGGACUGCGUAUGCACGGCAUACCAGGAGCAGACGACCUCGCCGUCGCAAAGUCCGGCCGCUAGUCCCGGCCGCAGCUUCUCACACCCGAUCCUGGGCUCCGCAACGAGCAACAUCCCCAGCAUCGAAACCGAAGAUGAAGUACCGACUCUGUUCCGCGAACAAAUGCUGGGCGACUGGACCCGCGAAUCUGUCCUCGCAGCCGUGCAGACGGCAAGCAAAUCCGCAUCGAUCAGCGGAUCGCGGUCCGGCACCACCGGCACCAACCACCGCCUCAAUGCUAACGGAGGACUGGCGGUCAAUGGACACCACGGGCGACCAGAUAAGACCUCCCCGCACGGUAGCAGGACGAACCUCCGGCCAACCCCUUCGCCGAUUGGUGGUGACGGACCGCACAAAACGAGCGUACGAAGCGGCCACUCUCAGGGACCACCACGCAACAGCGAGCCCAAAGAACAGGUCACAUCCGUCGAGCAGCUCAAGCUCGUCCUGUCUGGCCACCUGCAGCCACCACCAUCCAUGCACGGCCCCAAAUUCCAACACGACGACUCCAGCAGCGACAGCCUCGUGAGCUACGACAUGACCCCCAGCGAGCUGUCGUUCAACCCGAGCAUGCUCCCUGGCAACGAACACACUCAAACAGCCACAGCGUCUAGAACAACAGACAAACUCGACCAUGCCGCUGCUCAUCAAUCACGCCCUGUCUCACGCGACCGCAAACCCUCCCUACCCGGCGGCCCCCUCAACUCGUACCCGCCCGACGAUGAGGACGACCACGAGUACGAAGACGACGAGCAAGAUCCGGACCCCCACACCGACGGCAUGCAUGUGCCCCCCGUCCCACCUCUCCCGUCGGGGUUCGCCUCCAACGGCGGCGUAUCCAGCGCCACAACCCGCGUUCAGUCCUCCACCACCACCGCCGCUAGCAGCCGCGCAUCACCCGACAGUCGCGCGCCCACCAUUCCCCGGCCCUCGACUUCCAAGCGUAGCGUCAAGAGCCGAACUGGCGGUGGUGCUGCUGCUGGUGAUGGUGGCCACCGGCCACUUUCGUCGUCGUGGGCGAUGGCGCCGGAGGAGAAGCCGCCUGCGAUGGACUUGAAUGCGUUGCUUUUGGGGAUUGAUGCGCAUGCGGGGGAGCAGGGGGGUGGGGAAGGGCUGGGGGCUGUUAGUCGCCCGCCUUAUUGA